This is a messenger RNA of Grammomys surdaster, 435 nucleotides long. RefSeq names its product odorant binding protein 2B (gene Obp2b). NCBI's taxonomy places the organism in Eukaryota, Metazoa, Chordata, Mammalia, Rodentia, Muridae. The record is from RefSeq and is a predicted model, not a curated record.
AUGUGGGGUUGGACAAAUGUGGGCUCAGGACUCUGUCUUCUCCAGCUCCCAGGUGUCUGAUUCCUAAAGACCACAGUGAGUCAAAUGAGACCAACAGAGGGACAAACUGUGGUCUAAUUCCCUCAUAGCUCAUGCCCAGAAGAAGGAACCUUAGAGUUCAGGAACACUUUCAUUUUUGGUCAUAACCUCUUCUACAUCUAUGAGCUGCCAGUGAAGGACCACUACAUCAUUUACAUGGAAAGAGUUCCAUUUAAGAAAAUAUUCCAAGAAGGACAUCUCAUAGGAAAGUAUCCAGAAGAAAACCUGGAGGCCUUGGAAGAAUUCAAGGAAUUCAUACAAUACAAAGGACUUCUUCAAGAAAACAUUAUUGUGCCUGAGCAGAGGGAAUGUUGUGUCCCCAUAUAUGACAGUGCCCACCAGGACCACAAAUGUUGA